GGCCUCCGGUCGCUCGUGAGUCGCUUCGACAAAGACAAAAGGCUCACCUUCAUCAAUCACAAUCACGAUCGUAUCAAGUUUCCCUACGCGUUGUGUGCCUCUGAGCACCACAUAACUCGACCAGAUGUAGUUGCUUCGCUUCCGGGCAAGACAUCGGUCGGUUCUCAUCCCGACUACUGGAGGGAUAUCUCGCUUGUCGCCGAGGUCAAGCUGGAGGAAAGCGAGGAUCCGAUGAAGUCGUACUCUCAGGAGCACGAAAACACGCUGAUUCAACUGUCGAAGAGUGCUCGCAACCUCCUCGUGUCACAGAGCCGGUUGUUCGUCUUCGUCAUUGGUGUCUACGGUAGACUAGCCCGGAUCUUUCGCUUCGACCACGGCGGUGCUGUGUGCUCUCGCGCAUUCGACUAUACGACUCUCCAGGGCAGCCGUCAAUUUCACGAAUUCCUCUAUCGAUUUACCCAUCCACUACUUGAGAAGUGCAACGUCGUUGGCGCCGAUCCGACCGUUGUCCUCGUCAGCCCGGAGGAGGGUGCGGACAUAGCUCAAAGGCUCCGCGACGUUGGUGUCGACCACGAGGACUCGGACGAAGCCAAGAAGGCCUAUCGCUAUGUCACACUCAGUCUCUCCGAAAGAUCAGAGAAGACGUACCUCGCCUACGACUUGGUGUUCAUCAAUCCCCAUCUCUUCUCUCGCGCGACGACGGUUUGGGAGGCCAUCGAGGUUGAUUCAGAACGCAUGCCCACCGGACGACCUGUCAUUAUCAAGGAUUCCUGGCGACAACUGGUCCGACAGCUGGAGAGUGACAAUUACAAG
Messenger RNA from Rhodofomes roseus, 813 nucleotides. RefSeq lists its product as uncharacterized. The annotation marks the transcript as partial. The transcript has a single exon. Lineage: Eukaryota; Fungi; Basidiomycota; Agaricomycetes; Polyporales; Fomitopsidaceae. The record is from RefSeq and is a predicted model, not a curated record.